Molecule: messenger RNA, 6899 nt
Organism: Engraulis encrasicolus (European anchovy)
Lineage: Eukaryota; Metazoa; Chordata; Actinopteri; Clupeiformes; Engraulidae
Gene: golga1
Product: golgin A1
Exons: 24
Coding region: 346-2934 (862 amino acids)
Cellular component (GO): Golgi apparatus
Source: RefSeq, a predicted model, not a curated record
GGGAGAUUACGUGGUGCUGAAUGCUGAAGUUAGGUCGCCAAUGUUGUUAGCUGAAAAGCUACAUCAAUUAAAGCGGAUAAAUCUAGUGCUCGUUUCCAGACACACAUGGAGUGACACCGGCCAUGUGUUAUAUUGCCAUGUUCGGUAGCUCUUUGGUAUGGUGUCGAAGGUCAUAUGUGCAAUAAUACACGUGGCCAGGAUGAGUCAACAACACAGUGCUGUGAGCAAAGUUUGCUCUGAAGGAUUUGGGAGCCCAACGCCGGCACAUUAACACGUGCGGAUUAGUCACUGACACAUCUACAACCUUACCAAGAAGAGUACUCUGGAAGAAGAAGAAAGAAAGAAAUGUUUGCUAAACUCAAAAAGAAGAUAGCGGAGGAGGCAGCCACAGCCCCCAGGACAGGCGGAAGGAUGCCCCGCUCCAUGAGCAAGGAGUCCAUCACCUCUGUGGGGGCAGACUCCGGAGACGACUUUGCGUCCGACAGUAGCUGUUCGCGAGAUGACCUCCCCUCACAGAUCCUGCGCAAGAAUGAUCACAUUCGCAAGCUGGAGGCUAAACUGGCAGACCAUGCAGAGCAGUUACGGCUGUUGCAGAAGACCAAGGACAAGCUUGAGAUUGCAUUAGAAAAGAACCAGGAUUUCUCCAUGAGGAAACUGCAGGACCAGAAUGAAUCCUACCAGGCCAGCCGUGCCAAGAUGGCGGAGGGUAUGGCCCUGGCUCUGGAGAAGAAGGACCAGGAGUGGACGGACAAGAUGACAACAAUAGAAGAGGAGAAGGCGGCCCUGUCUGCGCGCUUGGCUGAGAUGUCAGAGCAGAGCCUGAGCCUGUUCCAGAAGAGGGACGAUCUGGACGAGCUGGAGGGCUUCCAGCAGCAGGAGCUGGCCAAAGUCAAGCACAUGCUGCUGAGGCGAGAGGAGCAGCUGGGCCAGCAGGAGCGGAAGCUGCAGGAGAGGGAGGGGGAGCUGCAGACGGCCAGGCAGGAGCUGGACCAGGCCCAGGACAGGCUGCGGCAGCUGGGCCAGGAGCACCAGGAAAGCGGCAGGCUCAACGACGAGCUCAAGGCCGAGAGGGAGGAGUUGUUGCUGGUGAGAGAGGAGAUGGAGCUGAAGGUUUCUCAGCUGGAGAGGAGGGAGCAGGAGCUGCAGCAGCUCAUACAACAGGUCUCAGAGGACUUCCAACAGGCCCAGCAGAGCACUGAGUCACUGGAGACGUCUCUGUCAACGCUGCAGACGGAACACGAUGAGCUCAAACUGCAACACGAGCAGCACAAGCAGAAGGCGCUAGUGGAAGAGGAGGAGAGGGCGCGUACGCUGGGAGACCUACAGGAGAAGGUCAGCUCUCUGGAGAGACGGCUGGAGAGCGACCUGUCACAGGACGAACACCUGCAGGAGCUCCUCAAGGAGAAAUCUGCUCUGGACCAGAGGCUGGAGGAGGCUCGUGCUGAGCUGCUGCUGGAAAGGACCUCCCACUCCAACACAGCCAGCUCUCAGGAGGCUCAGAUCUCCAAGUUGAACGCUAGCGUAGCCGAGCUGCAGACCCUCCUCAGACACAAAGACGACUCCAACAAGGCUUACAGAGAGAGGACAGACGCACAGAUUGGCAGUCUGGAGCAGCAGGUACAGGAGGUCACGCAGAAGCUGAAGAACGCAGAGCAGCAGCUGCUGGAUAGCGAAGUCCAGACGCAAACACUGCAGGCGGGCUGGAGCGAGGAGCGCGAGCGGCUGCAACAGCAGGUGGCCAAUCAGAGGCAGAGGGGGCUGGAGCGCUGCGCACGAUUGGAGGAGCAGCUGGCCUCCGUCCAGGCGCAGAAAGACGCUGAAAUCGCUGCUGCACAGGAAGCCAAGAGAGACCUGGAGGAGGAAAAGGCAGAGCUGGAGAGGAGACAGGCAGAGGUGGAGAGCUCACUACGCACACGGACACAGGAGCUGGAGCAGUCGAGGGCGGAAAUGAGCAGCCGCCAGACAGUCAGCGUAGAGAUUGCCAAGGCACUGGAGGACACACGCAAACAGAAGGAGGAGCUGCAGCUCCAGGUGGGAGAGUUGACGGUCACCCAGGAGUCUCUACAUCAGGACCUGACUCAGCUGAGGGAGCAGCUGGCAGACAAAGAGGCCGAGAUCCAAGGCCUUCAUGAAGGUCUUGCGGUGGCGCGUGCGGAGACGGAGCAGCUGCAGUCCCAGGCGGAGCAGCGGGAGCAGGAGCAUCGGGCCCAGCUGGACGCCCUCCAACAGGAAAUGAUGUCACAGACCCAGCAGCUGGACUCCUGCCAAUCACGCGUAUCCGACCUCCAGGGGGAGCUGGAGAGCGUGAGUGGGCAGCUGCAGCAGAGCUCAGAGGUCAGCGAGGCAGAACAGAACGGCACCGUUACCGUCGACGACCUGGAUCACAUGCAGAAGAUCAACAAGGACCUGGAGCAGCAGCUGGGGGAGAAGAACAAGACUAUAAAACAGCUACAACAAAGACUGGCUGAACUGAAGAGGACAUUUCAGAAAGAGCUUAAACUAAAGCCAGACUCUGAGACUGAUGGCAAAGAGAAGGUCAUGGAAGGCCGAGGAGAGAGGCCUGAGAGGCCGACAGACCGGUCCAGUGCAGAGCACUUGGGCUCAGCCAUGGCUCCCACUCCAGCCCCAGGCCCCAGCCUGGCCCCCACGUCGUCCAGUACCACUGUGAUCAACACCUCCGAUCUGAACGACUCACGGGAGAUCAACUUUGAGUACCUCAAACAUGUGGUGCUCAAGUUCAUGUCUUGCAGAGAGGCAGAGGCAUUCCAUCUCAUUAGGGCUGUGUCAGUCCUGCUGCAUUUUACCCCUGAGGAAGAGGACAUGCUCAAACAGACGCUUGAAUACAAGAUGUCGUGGUUUGGCUCCAAGCCCUCACCCAAAGGCAUCAUCCGGCCCUCCAUCUCCGCAGCAUCCUCCGCCAACCACUGGAGCUGAAGAGGAGAAAAAGAGGGGGAGAAAGGGAGAGAGGGAAAGAGAGAGAGAGAGAGAGAGAGAGCAGGCUGGAAGACACAUGAUGGAUGGAUGGAUAGAUGGAACGAUGGACAGAGGAGAAGAGAAUUUCAAAGAGGAGACCGACCGACUGAAGAGGAAAUCAAAGGAGCAAGUGUAUCUGUUUUUGUCUUUGUUUUGUCUUUGUUUUUUAAUGAAGUAUUCACUCACUCACAGCUUUAUGAUGGGCAUCUACAGUACACUGUGGCGCUUUGGCAAAUCUUGUCUUCGUGCUCUGAAACGGUUUUGUACUUCUUUUUUCCGUUCUUUCUUUUCCACAAAUUACCAUUUACAAGAGGAUUGGAUGUCCCUGAACACUACGCAUUUGUGUUUCGCAUUACUACUGUUGUUAUUAUUUAUUUAUUUUUAUUCUUUUCCUGCGAUUUCAUGGAGAGGGGGAAAAAAUGGAAGCCAUCGGUCCUGUCCAAUGUGGAAGCGCUUUUGUCUUUAGUUUUGCCUUCUUGUCACACAUUUAUUUUGUCUCCCUGUCUUUCUAAAAAAAAAAAUAAUAAUAAUAAUGCCCCAUGUGCUACAUGCAAUCUCCACUUCACUCCACUUCACUGUAUUCGCUGUACCUGGGGUGCAGAAAUUGCCUUGAAGACUGCCUUUCUCAGGACCUUUUUUGGGUUCGACGGCGCACAAAAAACAGUGGGGGGGAAGAAAAACUCUUGGGGCAAAGACACAUUUUUUUCCUCUCUUUCUUGACAAGGACCUAAUGUCUAGCCUAUUCUUGGAAACUAACACCCUAUAUUUGGACUUUGCCUUUGUGUAUCUCUGUACAUAACGAUACAUUCCACAUGACUAUUUAUAUAUGAAUGAGUGUAUAUAAGCAUCUGCGCGAAUUGUUGAUUUAUAAAUCACUUAGAUGUAUAUGAUCUUUUAUUUCUUCUCCUCCCAUUUUUCCUCAUAUCUGGUCUGUAAAAUUCAGCAUUUUACAAUAUUUGUCUGUACAGAGGUGCGUGUGUGUUUGUGUGUGUGUGCGCGUGUGCAUUUUGUUUAGCUUGGGGAUAGAAUCUAAACGUUUUAAAGGUGCACUGUGUUGGAUUGUGGCCAGAGUAACUUUAAGCUUACUGCUCAUUGAAACUGUGCUGUCUAUUGCCAAAUUUGAUCCAUUCAUUAAUAUUUACUACAUAAUGAAUUCAUAUUUACUAGUAUGACCAAAGAACACUAAGUUUUGCAGCUAAAAAUGUGCAUUUGUCUUGACAUUCAAAAUGGCGACCAUGGAGAAGAUCCCCCUUUUCAUGUAUGGAAAGUGCGAUUUUCCCAGUCAUAAUACUUAUAAUUUGAUAGUGGUGGUAAGUAUUUGUGAAAAGGGAAACAUUUGUGAAUGGGCAGCAUGAAUCCUGGAAAUAAACUACUAAAAAUAUUACACAGUGCACCUUUUAAGCGGCUGCGGUUUGUGGGUGUGCAUGCCUUACUUGGACUGCCCCAGGUUGUCUGUGCAUCGAGACCAGCGCAGACAUCAUUUAAUGAAAUCCUAUUUUUCAGGGUCAGAAGAGAAUAAGACAGAUCAAAUGGACAGUCACCUCUCGUCAUUUGCCAUAGUCUCUGUGUGUAGUGGAGGUGUCCUGGGCUCAGAAAGUACAAACCUGGCAACAUUUAAUUUCAAACACAAAUGGGUUCACUGAGUAGAUGAUGAUCCACCAGACUUGGAUGCUAAAUAUGAUACAAUCAGUUAAAUCAGAGCUAGCUGGAUCAGGGGGUGCAUUUCUCAAAACCAUAUUUGCUAUGCUAACUAUGUUUGGUACUGUACUGGUUGCAAUGCAAUUUCCCUUUGACAACUACCCAAAUUGCUAACUGACUAGCAUCUAUGCUUUCGAAUAAUUAAGGCACCCCUGAUUUGUGGUUUCAAAGGUUUCAACUUCAUGCACCUUGGACUGUGCCUCCCACCCAAAAACUUUAAGUACUACUUAAGCCUAAGUACUAUCAUGUGCCCCUUUGGUAAUAUAUCAGAAAUAGGUCUAACAUGUUUAUAUAUGCACUAUUUUACCAGGCACAUGCACUUUGCGCAAGGAUUUUAUUGAAAUGUGCGAGAACAAAUAUUGUAUGCAGGCCUAUAAAUUAUUGCACUAUAAACUUCUAGUGAUGUGAUCUAUGAUCUUGGGGGCAAUAAGUACUACUUAAGCUUCAGUACUACUUGAGUUUUUGGGAAAUGCGGCCUAGUUGGACAAGAAUUUCCGCUCUUCCACCAACAGAAGGCGCUAAUGUUCAUGUUCAACAAUCAGGGUAUCCAUCUCAUUAUCUAACCUCCUGCCCUCACCUCGUGCUUGUGGCCUCAUGCUUUAAGGACACUCGCUGAAACAGAGUUUCCCGCUGUCAGCCUAGACACACCAACUAUUGGGGGACUUAUCCCCAUUCAACAUCCCGAUUGCAAAUGAGAAGAUGACUUUUGAAUUAUGCGUUUGUGAGACAUUGAUUAAGACUUCGAUCAUCAUAUAAGUGUUCCUCGCACAAGUAGAGAUCAGGAAGUUAAAUAUUGAAGUGGAUCCAUGGCAUCUAAAUGGGUUAAAACUACCUCUUUUCUCAUAUGUAUGAUGUCAGUGCAAUUCUGUUUGCGGAGUGUGUGAUCGUUUUCUUAGUGGUUAUGUGAAGGUGACAAACUGAAUGGGAAAAAAGAUCUGCGUUUGAAUUUGUCCCCGUCAUGUCCUGUCGUGACUUCCAAUUGUCUCAUUAAUGCACCAGAGCUGACCACCACCAAGACACACAGUACGUUGCAAUAUGCGACCUUGCCUCCUCCACUUGCCUCCUCCACUUGCUUCUCUCCUCGUACCAGGAAGUAAUAUGUCAUGAUGACAUCACUGACAACAGCAUUAUAUUUCAAUAUCUUGCAAAAGCUCAAUUGUCGAGUCUUUUUCUCAUUUGCAAUUGGGAUGGUGAAUGAAAAACAGUCCCUCAAAAGUUGUUGUGGCUUGGCUGACAGCUGGGAAACUUUAUCGUUUUCUCCACGGAGGAGGGGCCAGGAGGCGGGACGAGGAGACAAGCGCAAGUGGAGGAGGAAAGGUCACAUAUUGCAACACCCUCACAAAGUGGGAAAGCCUGGCUUGACUUGAGUUCUGCUAUGUGUUGGUUGUUUCACCAAUGACGUAGUGUUGACUGACUGCAAUGAGUUGUUCUCAUUAUUUUAAAUUGUCAUGUGAAUUGCACAAACAAAAGUUGGGUCCUGGGCAAUGUGUUGGUUAAACACAGGUGUCCCUCCCCGCCUGACCCAGACAGACAUGACUCUAUUCACAGUCCAGUCUCUUUCCAUAAGAGAAGUCGGUAACACUUUAUUUUAGGGAUACAUCUAUUAGCACUAAUACAUACAAUGUUAAUGCCUGCAUAAGUAACUUGUAAGGCAUGUACUAAGCAAACGCUAAGGCCUACUAGGUCCUUACUAAGGUUAAAUUGGUAAUAAAUCCCUUAUUGUGCAUGAACAAGACAUUUGCGAAUACAUGCCUAACAAAUGUUUGAUUUUGCUUUGUACAUGCUUUACAAGUUACUUAUACAGGGACAUUGUAUGUGUUAGUGCUAAUAGAUGUAUCCCUAAAAUAAAGUGUUACCGAGAAGUCUAUAAUUUGCACAUCUUGUCAGUGGCACCUAUCAGUUGUGGGAUUGGAAAUGAAUUUAAUUAAAGCUGCACAAGUGAAACAUUGAGGAGUAAUGGGAAUUUAAAGAGCUCAUGAAAUCAUGGUUAUUGCUACAGCCUUUCUUGGGCUUCCUGGUUUAUUUAUGAUUCUGCUCGUCUACAUUCCUCUCAUGCCAGAAUCAGUGGCAAUGUCAUAAUUUUCAGUUUUCUCCCUCGUGUGGGUAUUGUACCCUCCGUCAGUGAGUAACAAUGUUAAAUGUCAUUUCUUUUCUACCCAAUGGGGUUGGGUGCUUUGUAGUCCAACAUCAUCCGUUUUGGGUUUCAUUAAAGAGAUGUUUUGAAUGCC